This is a messenger RNA of Megalopta genalis, 805 nucleotides long. RefSeq names its product Queen brain-selective protein-1 (gene Qbp-1). The record is from RefSeq and is a predicted model, not a curated record. Lineage: Eukaryota; Metazoa; Arthropoda; Insecta; Hymenoptera; Halictidae.
CGCUUCGCCUCAAUGGCACAUUCAACGUCUCUCCGCGAUUUUAGUCAUUCACGUUCCGGUAUUCACGUGUUUAUUUAACGGACAAAUUUGCUAUUGCUUGUUCCAUUAAAACUCUACGUUACUUGGAAUUUGUUUAGGAUUCAGGGAGCGAAAUGACAGCCAUUCAGACGAUGUCUAUAGCUGCGCUGAUACUUGUUGCGCUCGUGUUUGACAAAUGCUUCGGGCAUCCACCGAUCAAAUUAAGGAAACCUAACUAUUGCGAAACUUGCGACGAUUCAUGCAACAAAUGUGAGUUUGGUGUAACGACGUUGCCUUCUUGCGGUCUAGUAUGUGCACAGGGUCCCGACGACGUGUGCGGAGGACCGAACGACGAAUGGGGCAUUUGCGGCGAGGGUAUGUAUUGUUAUUGUAAUAAAUGCCACGGUUGCAGCGAGAAAGGACUGAAAUGUAAAGAAGAAAAUCCAGACGACAACUGUAAAAUUCCACACAAGCAUCACCAACGACACAUUCUAUUCCCAUAAGUUUUAUUUUUCUAUUCCCAUACGAAACAACGUUACACGACAAAAACUUACUUUACGAUGUAAAACAAGGAAACGAACGAUUUUUCGACGGAUAACGACUACUUUGUUCGAAUUGUAAUCAACCGAUAACUCGAUCGAGUCGCAUAGAAUCGCUGGUCGAUAAAACCCGAGUAAACGAACAACUCUUGAUUUCGUCCGUUUCGAGCUAUCGGAAACGGAAAUGCGGAUAUCUACGGAAAUCUUCGGUAAUCUACAGAGAGAGAGAGAGAGAGAGAGAGAGAGAG